Mesocestoides corti is the source of this 1347-nucleotide messenger RNA. The record is from the annotation of a GenBank genome assembly. NCBI's taxonomy places the organism in Eukaryota, Metazoa, Platyhelminthes, Cestoda, Cyclophyllidea, Mesocestoididae.
AUGAUUCUUACCUGUCAACAUGACUCACACCGUUUUGAGGAUCGCACCAUUGUUGUCAAUGAAGUUAUUAAAGUUGGCCGUGCUGUUGCCCGAUCUAAGGCAGCCCCUAACAACGCUAUUUUUGACUGCAAAGUGCUCUCGCGAAAUCAUGCCAUUAUUUGGUUUAGUUCUGAUGAGUUUUGGCUGCGAGACACAAACAGCAGCAAUGGAACAUUCGUAAACAAUACCCGAGUCUCUAAAAGAGAUGACAGCGAGUCUAGUGAUCGGCAAAUAUUUUCAGGUGACGUAAUUCGUUUCGGCGUGGAUGUCGUUGAACACGAUACGACACAUGGUUGUAUAGUUGCAAGUGUCACUCUUUUUCUCCCAAAUGGUCAGGAAGCAAGACCCAAGCUUGGUCACACAGGUGAUGUCCUUCCCAGUGGCCUUAUUUCCAUCAGCAAUGAGCAGAUGUUCCAGAUUUCCUACUUCUUGAGUGAUACGGUUUUUCGUGAACAAGCACUCGACAAGAAAUUAGAGACCUUACGGCAGGCUCUUCAGCAAGCUACAGUCGCCUCAGAAUUAGGGUGGCAGGCAAUGCUCAAUGAGGAAAAGCUGCUGCAGAAAUUGGACCUUUACGAAGCGCAGAUGCGACUGUUCAAGGAGGAUCUUCCCGAAGGUUCACUCAAAAUGAGGUUGAGUGAAUUACUCGAAGAAAAGAGUCUCCAGGAGGCAGAAAGUAAGAACCAAUUAACCAAGCUCCUUAAGGAUAAGGAGGUUGCUUUGCAGCGUGUCAGAGAUCUUGAGCGAACUCUUGAGGACCUCAAAGAGGAAUGCGCAUAUUUACAAGGCGAAUACACUUCCGCUCAGGAUGCCUGUAGCAACAUUUCUGAUGAAUACAAAACAAAUUUGACCACGAUUUCUCAGCGCGUUAAUGAACUUACCACGGAGCGUAAUCAAUUGCACGAGCAACUGGUUCAGGCAAAUCAAGAAAACACUGCUCUCAAGGAACAUUGUGAACAGAUUUCCCACGAACUGGGUGUGACUAAAGAAAUGUACGAACAGGCCAAAUUAAAAGCCAAAAUCUCUGCCCUCGCUCCAACUACGGAUCUUGAUUUCGCAACCAGUGAAGAAGUAAAGCCUGAAGAACCAUCUGGAGUGACUGCUUGUAGCGCCAACCCAAGUGCCGUUGUCGACGCUUCAAGUCUUUCAUCUUCGUCAAUCGAACCUCUGGUUAAACGCAUCGUACGACACAACGAGGCCGCCAUGACUAGUCUGCAUGCAUACCUACGGCAGGUUAAUCCCUUGGCAGCUGCCGAACUCAUUAACAAAAUCUGUAAGUUGAUGUUUGCUUUGCCCUGUCACUGGUAA